GCAGCAGCAGCAGCUCUGCCCUCAGGGCUUUUUUCUCCCCGACGUCGACCAUAACUAACAAUUUGGAUUCAGCGCGCGGAUGAGGGCAAUUACUGGACUUAAUCUAUCAUAAUGUCUCCUUUCCGAUCGACCGAUAAUCAAAUGAGUUAAGCAAUGGCUGCAGAGAUCUGAGUUCCCCUCCGGGUGGCUUGAAGUGGCUGUUUAAAUGAAUCCCAACUAACGAGAGAAAAAGAGCACUUUCGUUUCCCCGAGACGCAGAUCGGUGGAUACCAUGCACGCACUGCUGGAUUUAACACUCAGAAAGCCGCUGGGGUUCCUGCAGGACUCCCAGAGUCGCGGAGAGCCCAUGCAGUCGCCAAGGGAGAGGAGUGAAGUGCGACCCCGAGCUGGAUGGAUGGUUAUGGGGAAAAGAGGAAGACCCUCGGCGCUUGACGUGUGCAGAGUCCUUGCGGUGUUUCUCUCCCUCCUCCCCUCCGCGACUCUGCAGUGCAAGAUCCUCAAGUGUAACUCUGAAUUUUGGGCCUCCACCUCAAACUCUGGACCAGAGGAGGAGUUUUGCACCGCGCUGCGGGCAUACAACAGUUGUGUACGCCGGACUGCGCGUACCUGCAGGGGGGACUUGGCAUACCACUCCGCCCAGCAUGGCAUAGAGGAUCUCAUGAGCCAACACAACUGCUCCAAGGAGGGGCCCACUUCCCAACCUCGUGCCCGCACCCCACUUCCUCCUCCGCCCCCGCCGCUCCUGCCCGACAGCCAGGAACGCUCAGAUGGCCCCGAAGUGUGCCACUAUGAGCGCAGUCUUCCACGCAACACAGCGCCGCCCAACUACACCCACUGUGGCUUCUUUGGAGACCCACACCUCCGGACAUUUGGUGACGACUUCCAGACGUGUAAGGUGGAAGGAGCCUGGCCACUCAUCCACAACAAAUACCUGUCCGUCCAGGUGACCAACACACCUGUAGUGCCGGGGUCUCUGGCCACCGCCACGAGCAAGCUGACAAUCAUCUUUAAGAACUUCCAGGAGUGUGUGGAUCAGAAGAUGUAUCACGCAGAAACAGAUGAGCUGCCAGCUGCGUUUGCAGAUGGCUCAAAGAACGGAGGGGAUCGCCACGGGGCCAACACCCUACGCGUGGUGGAGAAGGUUCCCGGGCAGCACGUGGAGAUUCAGGCCAGGUACAUAGGAACAACCAUAGUGGUGCGGCAGGUCGGCCGCUACCUGACCUUUGCUGUGCGGAUGCCGGAGGAAGUCGUAAACUCGGCCGAGGAAGGUGAUAACCAGGACUUGUACCUGUGUCUUCACGGCUGUCCCGCCAACCAGCGCAUCGACUUCAGGAACUUCAAGGCUCGAGCAGCGGAGGCCCACAGCGCAGGAAGGAGCAGGAGCGGCACGGCGGCACACGGCUUCACCUAUCAGUCCGCCAAAGCCAAGUGCAAAGAGCGGCUACCAGUGGAGGACCUGUACUUUCAGUCCUGCGUGUUUGACCUCCUCUCCUCUGGAGACAUAAACUUCACCAUGGCAGCCUACUACGCCUUUGAGGAUGUGAAAAUGCUCCACUCAAAUAGCAAGAGAUACCACAUCUUUGAAAAGGAUGCUUUUACGGGAAACGCAGCACAGAUGGGCAAAGAUUUCCCGUCACUCCUCUUCAUUAACCUCCUUGCUGUCUUAUUGUGGAUUGAGUGUUGCACAGUUCAUCUAUAGUCCCUUUACAACAGUGUCGUCAUGGUGCAUCUGUCAGUGAGUGUUAGUACCAUCGCUGUGUCGUCCAUCGGCUUCUCUCCUCUGCUCCGGCUCUGUGAUGUGACCGUUGGUUUGCCAGCAGGGCCGUCGCAGCCCUCAUUUUAGUAGUAUUGUCAUGUCUUGACUUCAGUCUGAUGACGAGGCGAGGUCACCGUGCUCCCACCUAUCAUCACAUGUGUUUAGCUGCUUCAUGGGACUGGUCUUUGAUGAGAGCAGCGGUGAGAGAGCCCAGCCACUCCAGAGCUCAGGAUAUCCACCUGGGAUUAAAUCCCACAUUCUCAGCGGCCGUGCAUACCUAUGGGAAGCCGGACAAGAUGAUCUUUUGCAGAAAGAAGAGUUUGCUGAUCCUCCCUCCCCCCCGAUCCACUCAUUGGUGCCAAGCCAGUGAAGCUCUCCGUGGCUCAUGUGGCAGAGCGGGAGGACCUGACAGGGGCUUUUGUUAACCUAAGGCCAGAAGCAGCUCUAUGUUUGAUUAGUUUCCAGCUUUGGAAAAGCCUGAGCCUUUUGGAGGAAACACUCAGCCAAAAGGAUGUCAGAGCAGCGUCUCCAGUUGUCUGCUGUGGAGAUUAAUGGGUCAUAUUGUUAGGUUGUGUGUGUGUGUGUGUGUGUGUGUGUGUGUGUGUGUGUGUGUGUGUGUGUGUGUGUGUGCGCGCGCGCGCGUUAGUGCAACAUGUGUGCAGAAUUCAGCGUCAGUGGUUAAUUUUGCGUGUUUGAGGGUGCAGGAGUUCGCAGAAACAAGAUCGCUAAUCUCCAGUGGGAGAAACCUUUCCCAUGUUUUUUCAGUUGCACCCAAAAAAUUAGCAGAAAUAGAAAAGAUGAGGCGCUCCAACGGUCUGUCAAAACGACCCCUUAUCAGCCAAGUAGCAACUCCCAAAAGAGAACUGAUAAAAAUAAUCUCUUUUCAUUUUUCAUAAAGACUUCCAGUCUAUUGUUGGAGCUGUUGAUCAGACCGUGUUUUGUAUCUGUGAUGUGAAUGUAGCUGACAAGAAAAGCAACAGAAUAAACUUAGCUGAGGGCACUUCAUAGCGUUUACAGAAUGUAGAUCAACCAAUCAAACUGAGACACCUCUUUGAUAGCAGUUUGUAAAUUUAAACUCCAUUUCGAGCCGCAGUGGUGUAGAUGCUGUUAGUAUUAGCUAUAAAGACGUCACCUCCAGUCACUUCAGCGCUUUAUAGACUCGCAGUGUGCUGACCUGACUGUGGCUCGGUGCGUAAAUGAUAAGCAUAUGUCUGUAGACGUGAUUUCAUGGCUUAAGUCAUUGCCAAAGAACAAGCCCUUGUGCCAACAUUUCCCUUACUACUAAAUUUCCAGCUUUCAGUCUUAAAUAUUCACACUGGGGGGGGGGGGUUCUUAACAGUAUAUAACUGGUGUUUGUGGGUGAAUUUGCAGUACAGUAACACACUGUAAACGCAGCGUUAGUUUCCGUUUUAGCACUCUCACCUUUGCUUUUCUUGUGUUUCAUGAUAACACUUUCCAUUUGAACUUUGGCUGCAGUACCUGCUAAUGUGUAAGUCCUCCCUGUUACUCCUCGGGCACACUUUUUCAGUCAUUUAUCCUUUACACUGAAGUAUUCGGCAGGCCUUACUACUGCUAUUUGGAACAUGUAAUGGUGCAGUUUGACUAAAAAGAAAAAAGAAAAUCAUACAAACAAGUGAUUGUAAUGUUGAAUCUUGUGUUAAUAGAUGUAAUUUGUGUUGUGAGUUUUACAGUAUAUGGUUCUACAAGUGAAAUGUGAGAUUGUACAUACGUUUUGUGAGUUUAAAAUUUGUAUAUUACCAGUUGUGUUUUGAAUCUAUCACUCCUGUUUUUUGUACAUCAGAUGUUUUGGUGAAUGUGAAACUUUUUUUUUAAUUUGAAAAGGGAUUUUUUGCAGAAGCAUGAACACCACAGAACAAACUAGUCUUUACUUUGUACAGUAUACUAGCCUGGAGGACGUGAUAACACGCUGGUUGUCAUCACUUGAUGUAAACCAUCCUGAAUGCAGCCCACCUCAUUUAGAAAGGGAAUGUAGGAACAUGUUCUGGGGUGCUCAUGUUUCUGAGUUUAAAGCACUUUAUGUUUUCUUUAUCCAUUUAGCUCUUAUUUUGUUUGUGUCGGACUUGUAAUGGUAGAAAAGAGUUUAAAAAUAAUAGCUGAAUGGGAAAUGCCAGAAAGAUCAAACUGUAUUUGUAUGUAAAGCAAUUGUGGUGCCACACACCAGCUGUUUAUAAUGUAAAUUAUUUAUUGAAUUAAAGAAAAUGUCUUGUUAAUGAG
Messenger RNA from Plectropomus leopardus (leopard coralgrouper), 3991 nucleotides. It is a transcript of the gene rgma, whose product is annotated as repulsive guidance molecule BMP co-receptor a. Gene Ontology annotation, molecular function: coreceptor activity. The record is from RefSeq and is a predicted model, not a curated record. Gene Ontology annotation, biological process: BMP signaling pathway. Gene Ontology annotation, cellular component: plasma membrane. NCBI's taxonomy places the organism in Eukaryota, Metazoa, Chordata, Actinopteri, Perciformes, Serranidae.